Molecule: messenger RNA, 3591 nt
Organism: Anopheles marshallii
Lineage: Eukaryota; Metazoa; Arthropoda; Insecta; Diptera; Culicidae
Product: homeobox protein 5-like
Exons: 5
Coding region: 1-3591 (1196 amino acids)
Cellular component (GO): cytosol
Molecular function (GO): mRNA binding
Source: RefSeq, a predicted model, not a curated record
AUGACUGACGCCGAGAAAAAUGCACCAGUGGCAACAGCCGAAGCUCCAGAAUCGACGAAUGCUGAAAACGACGGAACAGAAGGCGAUGUGCAAAAGGACAACGAACACCAGCGUACUAUCAAUGUCGGUAAUUUGCCCAAGGAUAUUACGGAGCAGCAACUGCGUGAUCACUUCUCUGGCCACGAAGUGGAGCGCGUUGAGAUUUAUCACUAUCUGCGCAACACCCUGGCCUUGCUAGUGUUCAAGGAGAAAGCAGCCGCUCAAAAAGCUUGCGACGAGAAAGAUGGUUCGAUGUUGAAUGGCCGCCGGCUUCGUAUUCACAUUGAAUACAUCACUAUUCGGUACACCAAGAAGGACGUGAUGGUAGUUGUCGUUGACGAUGAUACGACCGAGGAGAAGUUGUACGACCGCGUAAAGGAGCACUGCGAGGUAACGCAGGUGUUUUUCUUCCACCCACUCGGCUAUGUGCAUCUGGGCAAGGAUGUGGAUAAGGCGGACAUUCUGGAAAAGCUGAAUGCUUCCGGAUUGAAGGCGUACGAUGUGUAUGGUCGCGAUCAAAACCAGCACGUCGACCUGUGGCGUGCAGCCAAGCUGUUCUUCCGCAAUCGAAACCGAGUGCAGCUGCUGAACAUACCCCAGAAGUGGGUAGAAAAUACGGACGAGCUGAAGAAAGCUUGUUCCGAAGCGGGCACCAUUACCGAGGCGAUCUCCAAUAAUGUGAGCCAAGGCUCAUCUAAUUACUACGCUCGCAUUUUCUUCGAAACGGAAGAACAGGCCGCCAAAGCUGCUGAAUUGCUCAACGGGAAGGUUUUCGAGGGCAAGCGCAUCCACGCCUUGCACCUAUCGUCAGCUUUGCUGCCCAAUUACAAGACAUCCGUUUAUGUGUCUCCGCUGGAACGCACCGUCACAGAAGAGGAUGUGUACGAACAGUUCAAGCAGUACGGUGAGAUCGACUUUGUCAAUCGACGCAAUUGCGGGGAAAACGCUAUCGUCUGUUACAAGACGUCGGAGGCGGCAGAAAAGGCUCUGGCCUGUACCACCUUCCCAGCACCAACCGAGGCCAACAAGGAGGCCACGAAAACCGUUACUGUGAAGCGUUACGAUGGUCCGCUGGUACUACGUGUAGCAGGCGUGAAGCGUAAAGCAACUACCCAACGCGCAGCAACCGAUGGAAAAACGCGUGAGCCCCGUACCCCGGGCGGUACGGAGCGAGAGAAGUCGCACAAGGAUAUUCUACAGAAACUGCAGGCGUUUUAUCCCGUGUAUGUGUCAAACAUUCCCUUCAGUUGCCCUGCGCACGUGAUCCGUGAAUUUUUUUCGUCUCACGGUGGUGAAGUGAAGUUUAUCUUCUCGCCUCAACAUUAUCUGCCCUAUCGGCUGAGCUCUCCGCAGCCGGUCAAAACGGCAAUGGUGUAUUACACACGCCGCAACGACAUGCUGAACGCGACCAAGCAGCUCGACAAGAAGAUGUUUAACAAUCAGCACCUGCAUGUGCUGCCCGGUCGUGGAGACACCAACUUUAAUCAGCAGAAAACGGUGAAGCUGUCCAAGAUCAAUGAAUCCCUUUCGGAGGAUGCAAUUUUCCGCAAGAUGCGCCCACUAGGUAAAGUUGUACGUUUGACCAAAAAGAAUCGCUCACUGGCAUACGUCGAGUUUGCCGACAGUGCCGAUGUUGAGAAGGUCUUGAAAAUGAAGCAAGAAGAGCUGCCGAUCAAUUGUGUCUUUUCAAAGAUCACGAAAGACGUCAGCCGCCGGCUGUACAACGAGUCGGAUCCUCGCAUUCUGGGUGCGGUCGUGCGGUUGUUGCGUCGUAACCCAAGAAUGCUGAAUAAGACCACCGGGGCCGGUCCACUUAUGAGCGGCAACAAUGUCGUUGGCAGUCCCGGUGGAUUCGGAGGUGGCAAACGGCCUCGCAUGAAUGGUCCUCCUGGUUUUGGCAAUGCACCGCCCUUCAAUCCCAAUAAUGGUGGCAAUAAUCUUAAUAACAACCAAGCCAUCCAGGACCUUCUGCGCCUGGCGUUCAUGUCUGGCAAGAACGUAGGCGAAAGCUUAGCCGCCGGCGGUGGCAAUGUUGGUGGCAAUCAGGGCCCCAGCCGCGGCGGCAGCGGUGGCGGUUCUUUCAAUAACGCCGAUCCACCAAUUUCUAACCAAGGCAAUAGCAACAGUGCCUAUGGUGGUGGUGAUGGCGGCUUCGGCGCCGGUGGCGGCCGUAAUAUGAACAAUCGUAAUCAGAACAUGAACUUCCGCGGUGGUAACCGCAACAAUCAGAACAACAACGUCGGUGGCAAUCGAGGCCUCGGCAACAACAGCAACAACAAUGCUGGUAACAAUAGUUUCGGCAACCAGAACCAGAACAAUAGUGGUGGCCCGCGUGGCGGAAGCGGUGGUGCGCUAAGUGGUGGCAACAACAACAGCGGUGGUGGUAUGAUGAACAACCGCAACAACAUGAAUAAUAUGGGCGGCAACCGCAACAAUAGCAACAAUAUGAAUAUGAACAACAAGCGUACCGGAGGCAACAAUCUGCAGCAGCAGAAUACCGCCAUGCAGUCUGGCGGUGUUGUUGCUGGGGGUGGCAAUUUGAACAAAGGCACUGGUGGUAUGCGGGGCAACAAUCAGGGUAUGGGUGGAGGUGCUAGUGGUGGAAUGGGAGGAAGCGGUGGAGGUGGUAUGGGAGGAACAAGUAUGAGUCGCUCGAACAACAUGGUUGGAGGCGGUGGUGGUGGUAUGGGAGGCGGCAACAAUCGCAACACCCGCAACAGUAACUUUAAUGAUAAUAGUUCAUUUGGCGGUAGCGGUGCCGGGGGGAACAACAACAAUGCGUUCGGUGGUAGUAGCAACAAUUUUGCGAACGACAACUUUGGCGGAGGUCGCAACAAUGACAGCUAUUCGAACGACAACUUUGGCGGUGGACGCAGUGAUAAUUACUCCAGCGACAACAAUUUUGGCGGUGGUAAUGCUGGCGGCGGAGGUCGCAGCAAUUUUGGCAACCGCAAUAAUGAUAACUAUGGUGGCAACCGCAACGAUAAUUUCGGCGGUGGUAGCUCCAACUUUGGCGGUAACUCGUUCGGCAACAACAGCCGCUUCAACAACAGCGACAAUGACGGUCCCUUCAGUGGGAACAGCAGCGGUAAUGUCGGUAGCGGAAAUAAUACCUUCGGUUUAAAUAACCGCGGCAACAACUCGUCCAACAGCCGUUUCAGUGAUGAUAAUAUCGGCGGCGGCGGUGGUGGAUACGCUGGUGGUAACACCAACAACCGUGGCAACAAUUUUAAUGACAACAGCAACAACUUUGGCGGCAACAACCGCGGCAGUGGUGGUAACCAGAAGCCCCAAGGCCUGUUCAACCUCGGUGGAGGUGGUGGUGGCUCCGGAGGUGGAAACCUUGGUGGAGGCGGCAACAUGUCGUAUAACAAUUUUGGCGGUGGCAACUCGAACAACUCGGGUGGCAAUAACUUCCGUAACAACGAUAACAACAAGGGAAACUGGAUGGGUAAUAACAGCAACAACAGUGGUCUUGGUGGGGGGCGAUCCAACAACAACCAGGACAGUAUUGGUCGUUUGGCGGGUAGCUUGUUUAGUCGUCGCUUCUAA